Messenger RNA from Durotheca rogersii, 2351 nucleotides. Its product is annotated as carboxylesterase 3. NCBI's taxonomy places the organism in Eukaryota, Fungi, Ascomycota, Sordariomycetes, Xylariales, Xylariaceae. The record is from RefSeq and is a predicted model, not a curated record. Bases 416 to 2206 code for a protein of 596 amino acids. The transcript has 2 exons.
UGUCGUUGCCCUCCCUGCCAUCUUCAUUGGUCUCGGUGUCAGCGGCCGCUUGACCGACGCAUUCAAGGUACGUACAAAGAGAGGAAGAGACAAGCCGAUGAAGACGCGCGAGACGGGGGGUGGCAGUUCGAUAGGAUGUUGAUGCUUUGCACGUUGUUGCUAUGUGCCGCCAAUGGGCUCUUGGCAUUCCGUAUGCCGUUGGCAAAUUGCAUUGUGUUUCCCGGUGCCGACCCGUCCCGUGUUCCAUUUUACCCUCGGACUGGGAUGAUCCGGUCGAGCUCCCCUCCCGGCAGAUCUUGGCAUCUCCAUCUUGAAUCCUCUUAUAUCUCAAGGUUUACGCGUGACUUUGUCUCCGGCAUCUGAACGCUUCUGUUGUCUACGGCCACUCGUGCUUCCAAUCACAGAGGAGCUGACAAUGCCACAGAAAACCUUACCCCUGGAGCUGAACCAGGGCACUUAUCUCGGCGAGAUUCAAUCGCAGAAUAAUUCCCCGCGCCCUGUCGAAGUCUAUCGCGGAAUACCGUAUGCACAAUCGACCACGGGCCAAAACCGAUUCAGAGCUCCCCAGCCGCUAAACAGCAUAAAGUUCAACCUAAACCGCGCCCUCGCCUUCGGCCACGUCUGCCCCCAAAAUGGAGGCGGUUCCAACCAGGGGGAGGACUGUCUGAACCUGAAUAUCUACCGGCCACACUUCGGUGAUACCGCGGAGUCUGCCGCCGCCGAGAUGACUCGGCUCGGCGUUUACGGCAAGAAGCUUCCUAUCGUUAUCUACGUCCACGGUGGCGGGUUUAAUAGCGGGAGCGGAGCGGAGAGGAAUAUGGCGAGUUUCGUAGCCUGGGCUGAGGCUCCUAUCAUCGGAAUCAGCUUUAAUUACCGGGUCGGCGCCCUGGGCUUCUUGCCGAGCGGCUUGACUGCGGAGGAGGGAGCACUGAACCUCGGGCUCAAGGACCAACAAUUCCUUUUCCGAUGGGUGCAGAAGAAUGCGGAGGAUAUCGGCGGCGACCCCAACAACAUCACUUUGAUGGGGUUGAGCGCCGGCGCUCACUCGAUUGGGCAUCACCUCAUCUCAUAUUCCCCGGCAAACAAGUUGACUUCGGACCCAGUCCCUUUCCAGAAAGCGAUCCUCGAGUCUGGCGGAUCGACUGCUCGCGCUACUUUCGCCGCUACUCACCCACUCCACGAACAGCAAUUCCAAGAGUUUUUAACGGGGUGCGGGCUAGAGAAAACCUCGAGCGGUGAGCUGUUUGCACAGCUCCGUGCCCUCCCUCUAAGUACGAUUGUGGCAGCGUCAAACUCUGUCUGGGGACGCUGGACUUCGACCUUGCGUUGGCCCUUCCAACCUGUCAUCGACGGGCCUGGUGGGGUGAUACCUGAUCUACCACUGAGGUCGUGGGAGAAAGGAAAUGCUCUACGCAUACCUAUAUUGACGGGCUUCAACACGAACGAAGGCGCCACCUUCGUCCCGACGCGAGAAAGUAACACGACAGCGUUGCGCAAUCUCAUGUCUUCCAUCGUGCCUGCGCUCAACUCCACCGAUCUCGAGUUUCUAAACACCUUGUAUCCCGACCCCUCCAGCUCCUUAGGGCAAAGGUUGUAUAUCACUAAUCCCCCUGCGGGGUUCGGGACGCAGUUUUGGAGGUUGGAUGAUGCUUACGCACACUAUGCAUACAUAUGCCCGGUGCUCCAGACGUCGCAUUUGGCCUCGACCGCCCAGCGCGCCGGUCCCGUCUACACUUAUCAAUACGCUGCCCGCUCGAACGCGCGUGGCGCUGCUGAUCACGGCGACGAGGCGAUCGUCGUCGCGCACGACAUGGGGGCUGUUGGUAGAUUUCCUGGCAUCGUCGAGAUAGCGGACGCAAUGAUUGGAUCUUGGACUCGGUUUGCAGUCACUGGAGACCCCAAUCCGGUAUCUGGUGGCAACGAUACAACAGACGUCGUCUGGCCGAAGUUCGCCAGUCCAUUUGUUAGUGACAGCACCGCCGGCACGAACGAUACUGGGCACAUCCUGCUCUUCGGCCAAGGAAACGACGAGCGUAUGGGGACGCGCGGGCGCCAGAACAAGGGCGUAGUGGCGCAGACAUCCCGCUUGUCGGACCGAGAAACAGAGCAGUGCCGCUUCUGGUUCUCCAAGGUGCCAUUAAGCGAGGGACUCGGCAACGGGACCACGAUCAUCGCGACGAAUCAAACUACGAAGGCUAGGUUAUGAGGUGCUGGUUUCCCAUGAGAUAGACAUGAGGAUUUGGGAAUAAACAAAUGUACGAAGAUGGUGUAGCCGGGCGUUCACCCAGGCAUCUGCGACUUUGGUCGCACGACGUCAGGAAGUGGUUCAGGUGACGCCGAUAUACUCGGGU